UCGGUUUAGAGAUUCGAAAACAUUCAUCUAGAGAAAGGUUGAAACCAACGCUGUCUCUUUUAACGGAAUAUACCCAGAUUUGGGCCUGUAUUCGGAUGAGAAAUGGAUGGAAUGCUGCUCAACUGGGGCCAACCCCCUGUUCCACAAGGGACGCCGUACGUGGAGGUAAUCGAGCAGCCCAAACAGAGAGGCAUGCGAUUCCGUUACAAGUGCGAGGGUCGUUCUGCGGGCAGCAUCCCGGGAGAGAAGAGCAACGACACCACAAAGACACACCCUGCUAUUAAGAUUCACAACUAUAGUGGACCGCUGCGGGUCAGGAUCUCCUUGGUAACCAAAAACCAGCCGUAUAAACCACACCCACAUGAACUGGUGGGAAAAGACUGCAAACAUGGAUACUAUGAAGCAGAUCUACAAGAAAGACGUAUCCACAGUUUUCAGAAUCUGGGUAUCCAGUGUAUGAAGAAGAAGGAUGUGGCUGGAGCCAUUUCCUGUCGGCUACAGACGCAAAACAACCCGUUCAACAUUCCUGAGGCAAAAGUGUGGGAGGAAGAAUAUGACUUGAAUGCCGUACGUCUGUGUUUCCAAGUCUCCAUAACGCUGCCCAGCGGGGAGCUGUGUCCUCUGGAACCGGUUGUUUCUCAGCCCAUCUACGACAACAGGGCGCCUAACACAGCAGAGCUGAAAAUCUGCAGAGUCAACAAAAACUCUGGCAGUUGCAGGGGAGGAGAUGAAAUCUUUCUGCUCUGUGACAAAGUGCAAAAAGAAGACAUUGAGGUGCGUUUUUUCCGUGACUCAUGGGAAGGGAAGGGGAGUUUUUCCCAGGCGGAUGUCCAUCGUCAGGUAGCGAUUGUUUUCCGUACGCCGCCCUACUGUGACACCAACCUGAAGGAGCCAGUCAGGGUCAAGAUGCAGCUGCGCAGACCCUCUGACAGAGAGGUCAGCGAACCCAUGGAUUUCCAGUACCUGCCCUCCGACCCCGAUGAAUACAGGCUGAUUGAGAAGCGGAAACGCACUGAGGGAAUGCUUCAGAAUCUUAAACUGGGCCCCAUGAUGACAGGAGCAAUACCAGCAGAAAGGAGGCCCUUCAAUACGGCGAGGAGAACACUGGCUACAUCCAAACCCUGCGCUGCUAGCACACCUCCAGUGGUGAACCCCAUUGGUGCAUCCGCUGCUGCUUCAGUGAAGCCUCAGUCAUUCUUCGGUCCCGCUCACGGCCUGAUGCUUCCACAGCCAAAAGCAGAAGCUUCCGUCUCCUCGGGCGACACCUGGAAGUUCCUCAGCAGCCUGACUGUGGACUCCCAACCCAAGGCCACGCCAGUGAGCUCCUUCUCGACCCAACCUGCGUCCAGCACCCAAGAGUACUCGACUGUCAACCUCUCUGACCUUCAUGGCUUCUCUUUCACCUAUAACAACCCCCCCGAGCAGGGGAACGCGGCUGGCCGAUGCGACGCGGUUGUCGGUGGCGGAACCGGCCAAACGGUGCCUCAGGACGGCAGCACAAACCUCGGGGUUCAAACCAGCCAGUUCAGGAAUGUGGACCCUUGCAUGGAAGACGAGCUUCUGAAAUUUCCCAGCUUCUCUGAGGACCAGCCGUCGGACGUCGACAACAUCAACAUCGACGACUUCCAAGCGAUGCUGGAUCAAAGCGGACUUGCGGGAGAGGGUCCCGCUCCAACCGUCUCCACAAUGGGAAACAUCGCUCCCAUCUCCGGUUGUCACAUGGUGUCCUCCGCGGCCGUCAACGUCGCCAGCAACGCCAUGGACCAGACGCCUGCCAAUCACACGAAUAACGGGUCGACCUGGAUGUCCUUCCCACCCAGCAUCGUCAAUCUGCUUCAGAAUGAGAGCAUGAUGGACAGCCCGGCGGCCACGCCCAGUCCUUCCGUCGCCCUCGACGACCUGGACAUCUUAAACUCCAUGGACGAAGAGAGGCUCAUGUCUAUCCUCAACACCGGAAAUCAGGUUCCGUUCCUGUCCGGACACCCCACCUAAGGCCAAAGGUGUUCUCUCUUCUUCCCUCACCUCAGGCAGUGCUGACCCAUCCCUCUUUCAUUAACGACUGUGGAACACGGCUUCCCAAAGGGCUUCGGCUGACCUGGAAGUGAUUUCAAAGUGAUAAAUAGAGAGGAUGAGUGAGAUCAGAAGUACUAGGAGUCCUUUUUUUUUUUGGACUCGUGCUUGUCUGGUGGAAAUCAGGAGGGUGGAGAUGAGCUUAAAAAAAGAGCCUAGCGUCUUGGGGACUCGGGGUUGAAGCGUCUGUCGUUCUGUUGAAGGUGAGACCCCUCAGGAGGCUGCGCAGCAUUCUGGAUUUUUCUGUUAAAAGCUCAAGAACUGACCUACUUCAAUAUCAACUCUGAACAGCUAAUCUUCUACUCGAUCGUAUAAAAACUUUCAAUGUAAAUAAUGACCACUCACUUUGCCACUCAUCCACAAAAAAAUGCUGGAAGGUGCCUUGGUGUGUAGAAUCAGGUGUGAGACCUGUUGGUGUAGUGAGACAAAAUAAGCAUUUUAUAUAAGCGUUUUAUAUAAAAUGAAAGUCAUUGAAACAAACAGAGUUUUGCCCAGUUAGUGGGUCACCAACUUACUGACUGUUGUUUAACCAACUUGUGGAGGAUCUGUUCUGGUAAUUACUUUAAAUGUAUUGUUAGUGAACUGAGGUGCACGACGGUCCUGUCGGGAUGUGGAGUUGAAAAUUGCAAAAAAAGCUGUUUGAUUUUUUCAGCAUGUCUCAAAUCAAAUACACUUAAAAUACUCAUCUAGCCACGAAAAAAAAAAAAAACACCCUAUGAUGUUAAAUGCAUGAAAUGAAUUGAGUGCUCAUGUAGGGUCAGUUUUGCCCCUCGUCGUCCUGAUGAAUAUAAUUACAUGAUCCGCUCAGCCUCACUCUUGAGAUGACUGCUAUCUCACUGAGUUGUCAUACUGCACUGAUUCCACUGAUUUCUGUAGCAAAUGUCCAUAGAGUCCUUUAAAAAAAGAGAAGAAAAGAGGUGCUUUAUUUUUUUAUCACCUGGAACAGUCGUCUUUUUUUUUAACAAAGUGUUUCAACUCAUGGAAAAAAAGAAAAAAAAAAAAACACCUUCACUUUGACGGUGCUUUUGUAAUAUCCGUUAGGAUUUGAUCUUCGCAUACCUUGAUAAGAUGCUCGAUAAGAUGAUUUUGAACAUGCCAGAUAUGUUUUGACCCAUUUUUGAUCACAGACUUUCAGAAGAUAAAUGGUAUGGCGUGUUUGCCAGACUUCGUCACUGACACACUUGGGUGACCCUGACUUUGCCUUGUUGCCAUAGACAAGUGAUAGCCUGUGC
Molecule: messenger RNA, 3302 nt
Organism: Chanos chanos (milkfish)
Lineage: Eukaryota; Metazoa; Chordata; Actinopteri; Gonorynchiformes; Chanidae
Gene: rela
Product: v-rel avian reticuloendotheliosis viral oncogene homolog A
Exons: 11
Coding region: 103-1992 (629 amino acids)
Biological process (GO): response to cytokine; inflammatory response; innate immune response
Cellular component (GO): nucleus; cytoplasm
Molecular function (GO): RNA polymerase II cis-regulatory region sequence-specific DNA binding; DNA-binding transcription factor activity, RNA polymerase II-specific
Source: RefSeq, a predicted model, not a curated record